GGCGGGGUCAGCAGAGCGCGGGGAAAUCAGGAGGUGGCGGGAGACGGCCGGCGGAGGUCGUGUGUCAGUGGCGGCGGAGUGUGAGCGGAGUGGUCUGGGAACAUGGCUGCUAAUUCAGAAAAUGCUCAACUCUUGCCUUUACUAGAGACAUUAGAGGACACAUCUACCUCGCACACAGAACAGACAGAUGCUUAUCUCUCUAUUGCUAACCGUCUUAGUGGAGAAGAUGGGAAAGCUUUCAAUGUCUUGGUGGGAAAGCAAUUCUCCCGUCUCAUUCCAGUUUUUAAGACGCACAUUUCUCACCAGAAUUCAGACCUCAGUAAUGCAGCACUUCAAACAAUGGGAUUUUGUGUAUUUUACAGUAACAUAGCAUCCAGCCUAUCAGCAAAUGAGGUGCAAGAAUUACUGUCGUCACUUAACAGUAUUGCUGUUAAAGCAUCUGAUAAAAACACAUGCACAAGAGCACUUUGGGUGAUUUCUAAACAGCACUUCUCUGAAGAUGACGUUGGAAAGGCGGUACCGUCAAUACUUUCUACAUUAGAAAAUGUAUUAAAUAAAGAUGUGCAGUCAGUUGUCAUUGCCUACGAAGCACUGAACGUCAUUAUAAAACUUUUGGAACAGACACCUACUCAGAUGACAGAUGAAGGUGUCCGAUGGGCAAAGAUUAUUCUCCCAUUGGUUGUCCACUCUGCACCCAAGGUUCGGUUAAGAGCCGCAACAGCAUUAGAGCUCAGUGUGCCGCUCUUGCUUCAGAAGCAGCAGGAGGUGGCAACCUUAACAGAACAGCUUAUGACAUCUAAAAUUAUUGGAGAACUCAACAAGCUAUUUAGUUCCAAAUAUGAGACCUAUGUUUUGAAAUUGUGGCCUUUGUUUGUCAAGCUGCUUGGCAAGACAUUACAUCGCAGUGGCAGCUUCAUUAAUUCCUUGCUACAGCUUGAAGAGUUAGGUUUUCGUAAUGGAUCCCCUGCAAUCAAGAAGAUAGCAUUUAUUGCCUGGAAAAGUCUCAUUGAUAACUUUGCACUAAACCCUGAGAUCUUGUGCAGCUCAAAGAGACUGAAACUUCUAAUGCAGCCCUUGAGUUCUAUCAAUGUUAGAACGGAAGCUCUGGCUCUGACUAAAGUAGAAGUGUGGUGGUAUCUCUUGAUGCGUCUUGGAUCUCAGCUGCCAGUUCACUUUGAACAGGUUUGUUUACCGUUGAUUCAAAGUGCUUUAUGUGUAGAUGCAGCUUCACCCCAGGCACAUCAACUGCGGUCUGCUAACCUGGUUACCACUGCCUCUACACCCUUACAGAAAGGGACUUUACCAUUUGGCAGUCCAGUCACUCCAAAAAUGAACCUGAACUCCAGUCUCUUGGCAUCUGUAGCAUUUCCAUCUGUUCAUCUUCUGGGCAUAGAGAUGAUGCUUCAUUUCCUCUUGGGUCCAGAAGUUGUGCAGUUUGCCAGUAAGCACAAGCUUGUGCUCAGUUUAGAGCCUCUUCAGCAUCCAUUGAUCAGCAGCUCCUCUUUCUUCAGUAAACAUGCCAGUACUUUGCUGAAUGCUGUACAAGACGGAUUUAUUACCAUUGGAAGCAGUGCAUCAGGCGCUGUGCUUUAUGCAGUGUGGAAAGACAUGAUAGAAUUUGUAAAGGGAGCUAUGGAGACAGGUAACAAGAAGGAACGACAAGGCUCCGAGGUGUUGACCUGCUUGCUGCAAGCGCUGAAAAAUAUAAUCGCUUCAAAUUCUCUUCAGGUGGAAAAGUGCUUGAGUCUUCUGGAGUGCACAGUGAAAGGACUACCUCAAAAAGUACUGGGAUCUGCAGCAUAUCAGGUGGCAAAUAUGGAUCUUCUUAAUGGAACUCCAGCUCUCUUUCUAAUUCAACUUCACUUUCAUGCUGGAAUUUUGGAACAUGGCAUUACAGAGGAAAGAUUCUUUGUAAACCUUGAAAAUCUUGUAAGUUACGUCUUCUCGGGUCCUACCUCACCCCUGGCAUUUAGUGAAUCUGUUCUUGGUGUACUCAAUCAAGGUGCCAAGUUCGUAGAAAACAAAGAACGGCUUUGGCGCAUGUGGAGUAUUCUGAUUCAUCCGCUGACUGCAAAAGUUAAUCAGACUAAUGAGGUUAACCAAGGUGAUGCCCUAGAACACAACUUUAGUGCCAUGCACAGUGCGUUAAUGCUUCCUAUAAGUCACAUCUUCCCAGUCUCCUCCUUUCCACAGCCCACUUUGAAGACUUUGAUGCGCACCUGGUCCGAGUUGUAUAAAACCUUCGCCCGCUGUUCUUCAUUGGUUACUACAACUGAUGAGAAUGUGUGCUCUGAGGAACUCUGCGCUCGAAUACUUUCAGCAAUUGGCAAUCAGCCAAUGAGUUUCUCCCUGCUGGAAAGGAUUGUUCAAGUUUUUACAGUUAUUGUGGAUUGUGUCAACUUCUCUCCUUAUAGCACAAAAUACCAGCCCAAAACAAAAGCUCCUCAUACUCCAACUGAUUGGGCGAAGAAGAAGAAAGGGCCUCUGGGAAAUCUCAAUUCUUUAAUGAAAUUGCUUGUGAGAGUGACUGAAGAAUUUCACACUUUGUCUUCUGAUCAGUCCCAGAUUGAGGCAAAUGCUUCGCCACUGUCUUCCAUAGGAUCUUCCAUUCUGAAUGCUCUAUCUGCCUGCAUCAGCCAUGUCAAUUUACCUUCCAUACUGAGGACAGUAUUUUCACUAGUGACAAAGCCUCUUGCUGUGUUCUAUAUGAAGACAAAGUCUGACUCUCCGAAAGUGUACAGUUCUCUUAGCAGUAAGUUGGAUAAACUUCUUGGUGAGGUGCUCUUCUGUUUGGGCUCUCGAUACACCGGAUCCUAUGACAACGAUCUGCUUGAAGCCCUCUCGCCUUUGCUCUGUGCCAUAUUUCUACACAAGAACAAGCAGUUCCGCACACAGGCUGCACAAUUCUGGAAUGGGUCAUUUGCUAAGGCAGCUACAUUGGUUUACCCAGAUGAACUCAAACCUGUUUUAAGUCAAGUUAAAGUGAAAGUACCCCUCCUAUUACCUGGCUUCACCUUUACUACUACAGCAGGGGAGUCAAGUGGCCCCUAUUCUGAUAAUAUGGACAACUCUGAGCUGGGGGCAAAGAUUAGCGGGAUUGAGGUUAAAUCCACAGGGAAAAGAGACUCCUUACUGGCCAGAGCAGAAGAACAUAAAAAUAAAGGCACCCCAACAAAACCGCCACAGGCCAAGUUGAAGCUGGAAUUUUCUUCUCCGAAUACUAAAAAGAAAAUCUUAGAAGAGGAACAGUCUAUGGAUUUUGUAUUUAUCCCUCCUGAAACAACUAAAGAGAGAGUUCUCACAGAACAUCAGAAGGAAGUCCUCCGUACCAAAAGGGUGGACAUACCGACCAUGUACAACAAUUUAGAUGCAUCGCAGGAUACCGCUUUGUUCACACAAUAUAGUCAGAGCCAAGACAAUUCAUUGGACAAGCCAGAAGUAAUGGUUAAUAAUAAAGAUGCUGCUGAAUCCAAGGAAGAACAUACUCCACAUGGAAGAGAAGUUAAGGAAGAGGAAACUGAAGCGAAAGAAGUUGCAGAUGUUGAAAUGUUAGAUGCUAAAGUUGAAGGAUCAAAAUCUUUGAAUGACUCUGCUGUGUUAAACACUUCCAAAGAAGCACAGAACACAUCAAAUAUCAGCAACAGUUCUACCUCUUCGGAUAUGGUGUUAGGCACUCCACCACAACCCGUUAGCAGGAGACAGUCCUUUAUUACCUUAGAAAAGUUUGACAGCUCUGAGAAUCGCUCUUUUAGUCCUUUGUCAGAAGCAAAGUUCUCAAAAGCAAAAGAAGUUAUUUUAGUGCCAGAUAGUCAAGAAGUUAAAGAUACAAAACAAAAGCGUAAUGAGAGAGAGAAUAAAAAAAAUUCAGAGACUGAAUCGCAAAAUGAUAAAUCAAGACAUGCAUCCAGAAGGGGGUCAAGAGCUUUACGUCAAGCUAAAGAGACGGAGAAGAAACUUGAAGCACCUGAACAGCCUAAUCUAAAAUGUGACAGUGAAUCGGGCGCUGUUCCUGCAGAGGAAAUAGAGGACAGCGAGUGUGUGCCAGAAUCUCAGCCUCCUCCUCAAGAAGAACAUGUUGUGGACCAUGAUAAAGAAAAUUCAGCACCAGAGAAUAGCAUAGAUUUUAAAGAAAAUACUCCACCAGAGACUAACACCACAGUAAAAGCAGACACUCCACUGCCUCAGAAAUCGUCUGGUAAUCAAAUUGUGUUGCGGCGCUCUUCCAGGAGACAUUCAGAAAUAAUAGAAGUUGUUAAAAAGGAGGCUGCAACAGAAAUUCCCCAGACCAAAGAAGAGGAAAAAAUUGGUUUGAAGAAGACUCCUCCGUCUAAGGAAACACCGGUUAAGCAACAAAGCGAAAAGCUUGUGAAAGCUGAAGAAAAAAAUGAUCCUGAUUUUGCCAGAAAUUCUCAAGAAAGUUCACAAGAUAAAACAUCAAAUGUCACUGAUGUUAAAGAUGAGGAACUUCCAGUCUCCAGCGAAAAGAUGACAAGAAGCAGCUCUAGAUAUCAGACCCGAAGGUCUCUGCAGGCGCUUCAGACUGGCAGUGAGCAUUCAGAGUCUGAUAAUUCAGAACCUCGUGAAGCAGCAGGCAAGCGGAAACGAGGUAGGCCUAGGAAACUGAAUGAAUCGGAAAAAGCUGAAAGCUCUCAUGAGUCACAGAUUGAAGAUGCAGCUACUUUUGACACAGUGCAAACUGAAAAAGAGAGCGAGUGUGCUUCUGAUGUUGCCUCCGAGGUGGAUUCUCAGCUAGAAGUAGAUGGAGAAACCUACACGACGGUUACAGACAAUUCUGCAUCACGGCCAAAGUUUCCGCGGUUAGGGGAUGGCAGAAAUACAGAGUUAGGCGCUACCGUGGAAAUCAACAAAACGUAUGAACUUUCCAAACUCGGCAGCACGAUGCAAAGCUUAAUGACUGAGCCUUCCGCUGGUGACUAUUCCACCGCAGUGUCUGAUGUUUUUACAAAUUCUGAAAGUACCUUAAAGUUGCUUGACUGCUCCCAUAAAAGGAGUCGAAGAGUCAGAAAGUCAAAGAGCUGCGAGUGUUGCGAGUCCUCUGGAAGGCAAGAAAAGUCCUUUUCGGAAUUCAAAUCCGAAGAAGCUGAAGGUAAAAACAAGGCUAUCGAUUCAUCUUCUGACAUGCAGUUUAACUGUACAUUCUCUGUGCCAUGUGCUGUCAGCACACCACUCGUUUUGGCAAGACAGCAAGCGUUUUUCAAAGUCUCUGCCACAGAGAUAAAAUCGGACACAGAGUCAGAGCUUGAUCAAACACUUACUUCAUUAAGUAGGAGUGAGACUGAAGAAGUAACGGAAAUUUGUAUUCAGACAAAAACUGUGGAAGCUAUGGAAUCCUCAACGGAACCUUCUGCAGAAGUGACGGAAAUUCAAAGAGAUACACUCAUUGAGGAUGUGAGUGUUGAGAAGCAACGUGUUGAAGAACCAUGUGCAGAAGAUAAACAGAAUGAUAUUGUGGAAAAGGCCAAAAUCUGCAUGACCUUCGACAUUGAGGCCAUUGAAGGGUCUGCAAGUGACGAGGCUUUUGCAAAUCAAGAGGACGAGCUAGAAGAUGCUCAGAGUAUAGUAGUGGAUGAGGAUAAUAUGGCUGAAGAUAAGGAAAAUAUAGACCACUCUGCUGCACCAAGUCAGGAUUUUGAGGAAGAGAAUAAAGCAGGGGUGGACAAAGCUCCUACCGAAGAGACAGAAGUAGACAAUGCUCCUGCAAAAACGGAGUCAUCUCCCACAGAGGAAACUGAAGCAGACGUGGAGAGAGCUUCAGCUGAGGAGCUUGAAGCAAAAGCUUCUGUUGAAUUGAUUGAACCAGUUGGAGAUCAAGCUGUGGUUGAGAUGACUGAAACAGAAGUGGGCAAAGAUCUUUUUGAGGGGAAUGAAGCACAGGUGAAAAACGUUUUAGUAGGGGAGACUGAUGAAGAGGUCAACAUGGCUCCUCCUGAGGAGAAAGAAGCAGAAGUGGACACAUUUUCUGUAGAGAAAGAAGCAAAGGGGGGCGCAGCUACUACUGAAGCGACCGAUGCUGAGAUGGGCCCAGCUACUCCCGAUGCAACUGAUGCGGAGUUGGACCCAGCUACUCUGGACGAAUCUGAAGCAGAGGUGGACACUGCCCCUCCCGGGGAGACUGAAGAAAGCAUUGUCUGUCAGGAAUCAGGGGAAGUUACGGUGACUGAGACCUCAAUAGAAGUGAACACUCUGAAUAUAGAUGAAGGAAACAUUGACCUUGAGCAGGAAAAUGCUCAAAGAACUUGUGAGGAGAAUGCAGAAACCUGUAUAUUUCCAUCUGCUGACAUACUGCCAAAUAAGGUCACAUUGACCGAGGGAGCGAAAGUGGACGAAGAUCUUACAACUGCCGCAGAGAAAUGUGCCGCUCCAAGGGUAUCUGAAAAUUUGCUAAUGGAUCUGGGUGAAGGACGGUCCAACACAGAUUCACCACCUAAACUGAAAGGCUUGAUAUCUAUGGCUCUAGCCAAUGAUAGCCCCAGUGGGAGCUUCAGCUGGUCUCCGUCUGCAUCACCUUCAACAAGCAUCCUAAAGAAAGGGAUAAAGAGACAACAGCAGGAAAUGGACUCACCCUCUCCAGUUAACAAGAUCCGGAGAGUUUCGUUUGCUGAUCCAAUAUAUCAGGAAGGAUUGGCAGAUGACAUUGAUCGCCGUAGCCCCGUGGUCCGAAGCAAUUCAAGUAACUCGCCAUCCUCAAGAAGUCUUAAAAUGCUAACAAGUACUCAGCCGAAGAUUAUCACUACUCCAACCAAAGGAUUUGUGUCUCCUGGGUCUCGUGUUCUUGGAUUUAAAAGUUCAAAAAAGAGUUUGAUUUCCGAAAUGACCAAGGAGUCUAUGCCAUCUCCUAAAGAAAGUGUCUAUCCAGCCCUAAUGAACUGCGCAACAUCCAUUGAUGUCAUUCUUCCACAGAUUACCUCCAAUAUGUGGGCUAGAGGACUUGGACAGCUCAUCCGUGCUAAAAAUAUCAAAACCAUUGGUGACCUCAGUACGCUUACACCCUGCGAAAUAAAGACCUUACCGAUCCGUUCUCCAAAGAUAUCUACUGUGAAGAAAGCUCUGAGAACUUACCAUGAGCAGCAGACAAAGGCAAAGGGAUUUGACGAAUUUGCUGCUCUUGAUGAAGCUGAAAAGCCAUUAAAUGGUCUUGAGGAGAAGCCGAUGUUUGCUGAAGAAAAACUUGAAACGGACCUUCCUGAGGCAUCCGCCACCGCACCUGUGGAAGCUCCAGCCACCCCAGACCUUCCAGCACAGAUUAAUGCACUUUCUCUGCUGCUGGUGACAGAGGAGCUUGGCAAAUAUUCCGGAAGCCAGCUUUUUGAAAUGCAGGAAAAACUUGGUACAAUGUCAAACUGCAUUCUUCAUCAUCUGCGCUCUCGAUGGAGUUCACCACCUCACAACAGCUCUGUGUAGGUCAGCUUUGUGUUUUACAUUACCAUUUACGGGACAUUUUUACUUCUUUUUGCCCAAAUAUAUUUUUAAUACAAAGACUGUCUACAUUUUUAAGAGAUCCAUCAUGUGGUCUUCGUUUUCUCUUUUGGAUUAUACUGCUCUAUCUUCA
This is a messenger RNA of Nanorana parkeri, 7570 nucleotides long. RefSeq names its product replication timing regulatory factor 1 (gene RIF1). Gene Ontology annotation, biological process: telomere maintenance. The record is from RefSeq and is a predicted model, not a curated record. Gene Ontology annotation, cellular component: nucleus. The coding region runs from base 103 to 7422 and encodes 2439 amino acids. The transcript is spliced from 36 exons. Lineage: Eukaryota; Metazoa; Chordata; Amphibia; Anura; Dicroglossidae.